Penicillium cinerascens is the source of this 1428-nucleotide messenger RNA. RefSeq names its product putative MFS transporter. Gene Ontology annotation, molecular function: transmembrane transporter activity. The transcript has 6 exons. The record is from RefSeq and is a predicted model, not a curated record. NCBI's taxonomy places the organism in Eukaryota, Fungi, Ascomycota, Eurotiomycetes, Eurotiales, Aspergillaceae. Gene Ontology annotation, biological process: transmembrane transport. Bases 1 to 1428 code for a protein of 475 amino acids.
AUGGCAUCGCCAGACCUCGAGUGUCAAAAACCUACUCCGACGCAGGAGUCCCCCCACGACUCCGACACAGACUCAAAUACGCCAAAAAGGCCAUCGCCAAAAAACGGGUACUCCAUCCCGACAUGGCGCAAAUGUCUCAUCUUAUUCGUCGUCAGCUGGAUGACUCUCGCAGUCACAUUCUCGAGUACAUCUUUACUGCCCGCGACGCCCGAGAUCGCAACUGAGUUCUCGACAUCCACGGAGAUUUUAAAUGUCAUCAAUGCGGGCGUGUUGAUUGCGAUGGGCUUUUCGUCAUUCAUUUGGGGCCCCAUUACCAAUGUCUUUGGGCGCAGAGCGGCUUAUAAUGCGGCCAUCGUUAUUCUUUGUGGAUGUUCUGCUGGUACGGCAGCGUCGAUUAAUCUUCACAUGUUUAUUGCGAUGCGCUUGCUUAGUGGGUUUACCGGGACUUUCUUCAUGGUUGCUGGGCAGACUAUUAUCGCGGAUAUUUUUGAGCCGGUCGUGCGGGGUACUGCAGUUGGAUUCAUGAUGGUGGGUUCGGUCAGUGGACCGGCGAUUGGACCUUGCAUUGGCGGAAUCAUCGUGACCUUUUCUCAAUGGCGUAUUAUCUACUGGCUCCAAUUCGGCAUGACUGCACUGGGCCUGGUUCUUUCCCUUCUUUUCGUGCCAACAAUCAACAACAAGAGAGAAAUCGACGCGGCAAGCCGGCCUCGAACCGUCCGCUCGGUCCUGAGCAUGUUCAAUCCUCUCCGCAUUUUCGGACCGUUCAUAUACCCGAACGUGUUCCUCUGUCACUUUACAUGCGGCCUCCUCGCAACAUUCCAAUACGCAAUUCUCACAUCCGCCCGCUCAAUCUUUAACCCCCGCUUCAACCUAACCACUCCCUUGAUCAGCGGCCUUUUCUACCUAUCCCCAGGGAUGGGCUUCCUCAUCGGAAGUGUACUUGGCGGUAAGCUUUCAGACCGCGCGGUGAAGAAGUGGAUUAUCAAGCGCAACGGUGUGCGUCUCCCUCAAGAUCGCUUGAACAGUGGUCUCAUCACUUUGUUCAUUGUGCUCCCUGGCGCGACUCUGAUCUAUGCAUGGACCCUUAAAGAGGGCGUUGGUGGUAUGCCUGUGCCGAUUAUUAGCGCUUUCUUCGCUGGAGUGGGGUUGCUGGGCACGUUUAAUGGGUUGAACACUUAUUCAGCUGAGGUGAUGCCCCAUAUUCGCUCCGAGGUGAUUAGCGGCAAGUAUGUGGUGCAGUAUAUCUUUGCUGCAGCGGCGACGGCAGCUGUUGAGCCUUUGAUUAACUCUAUUGGUGUUGGUUGGACAUUUACAAUUUGUGUUUUCUUUGCCCUUAUCGGCGGUGUCUUCGUCUUCAUGAUCGUGAGAUGGGGACUUGACAUGCAACGAUGGGUGGAACAAAAGUUUGGCCUUGAUGCCAAAGCCUAA